CUGGCUUUCCUUCUGCAAUUUCUCUUCAAUUUCUUGGAAGGACUGAACUCACUAGUGAAGGAGAAAAUAUCUAUUAUAAGUAGAAGUGGAACUAUCGAUGACUCCUACAAAGUGGUUCAACAUGGCUAACAUCUGGGUACGGGGGCUCAAAUUCUCCAAUCCCACUACUCUGAGAAAUGUAGGUUUUAUUCAAUGCGGCUUUCCCCAUGUUCCAAACGGACAUACUGGAGAAGAUGGCAAUAUGGUUGAGAAAGCUACCAGUAUUUUCACCAGGACACCAAAGCCUAUCUCCGGAGGACUCAUUCAAAUGUUUUCAUCUGCUCCAACAAAUCCAGGCAAAAAUCCAGGAUCUGGUCCACACCAUGAUGAUAAACCGGGAAGCAAGAAGGAUACAGGAAAACCAGCCAAGGAUACAGGAAAACCAGCCAAGGAUACAGGAUCUGAUCCAAAGAAUCUCCAUGAAGAACGAGAAGCAAAAAAUAGCUAGAAGAUUUAGCAUAGAUGUAUGCAUAGAGUAGAGUAUAAGUGCACUUGGUGUUUUGUUAUAAUGCAGGUUGUGUUAGUUUUCUCUAGCUCUGCUUAAGGAUCACAUGCUUGUCAAACUGCUUUAAGUGUUACAAAGAUAUCAUAAGUCAAUGUCCUGGUAAAGUGCAGAAUGAUGUGUCUUGAUUGUUCUGCCACAUAUUUAGCAAGCCUUGUAAUGUUGAAUUACAUUCGUAUAUGUUCCUUGUUAUUUAAAACGAUAUUGUAAGAUAUAUAACUAUUGCAUUUAACCUGA
Molecule: messenger RNA, 778 nt
Organism: Cryptomeria japonica (Japanese cedar)
Lineage: Eukaryota; Viridiplantae; Streptophyta; Pinopsida; Cupressales; Cupressaceae
Exons: 3
Coding region: 98-487 (129 amino acids)
Source: RefSeq, a predicted model, not a curated record